Molecule: messenger RNA, 2525 nt
Organism: Pipra filicauda (Wire-tailed manakin)
Lineage: Eukaryota; Metazoa; Chordata; Aves; Passeriformes; Pipridae
Gene: DNAI4
Product: dynein axonemal intermediate chain 4
Exons: 17
Coding region: 92-2422 (776 amino acids)
Biological process (GO): cilium movement
Cellular component (GO): axonemal dynein complex
Molecular function (GO): dynein light chain binding; dynein heavy chain binding
Source: RefSeq, a predicted model, not a curated record
UGCCGGUGCCGCUCCCUUCCCCCGGCCCCGCUGCCGUACUCACGCGCGGAGCCGCAGAGGGGCGGAGCGGGUCUCAUCGGCUGUGCAGCGAAUGGAAUGUCCUCGGGGAACGGGGCCUCCUGCCGUGCGUGAGGCUCUUGGGUGGCACAAGAAGAACAGCUCGAGGGCCAGGGCCGGAGCAGAAGGAGCAGCAGGAGCAGGAACCGGGGGGGUCCUUGUCACCCCCAGACGGGGCAGCACCGUGAGCAGCUCCCACAGGACCUCCCUGGCCUCCGAGGGACGGCCAGUGCGCAGGGGGGGCCUCGUUGGCAUCCAGGGGCCCCUGCAGGUUUUUGAUGAAGAUGGGAAGAAUGUGACACCGCAUCCCCUCUUCCAGUCAGACCCAAAUACUGCCACACCCAGGACAUAUGGAAGCAGCAGCACUCGGAUAUCACACAAAUCAACAAGCAAGUCUGGCCUCGAGGGAACAGCAGAACCUGGCUCUGGACAAGACCCAACUUUGAGCUUAUCUGCUGUGCAGGUGGGGCAGGAGGAGAUGGAAGAAGAAUUAACAGAGGCAGACCUGGAUCAGAGAGUGGAUAUUUACCUCUCAGAGACAGACACACUCUGGAUGUUUGACAUGCCCUCUGUCAUGGUGUCUGUGGAAGCAGAAGAUGCUGGGAGAGUUCUGGAGCGGAAUAAGAUUUACGCUGACAUGUGCAAAACCAAAGCUGGCAGCGAACGCUUUGAAGAGAGAAUGGUGCAAACCCUGGCUGGGGCUGCCAAAAACAAGGAAGUGCAAUGUGAGACAAUUAUCAUGGAAGAUAAAGGGAUGAUGGUCACUUCCUGGGACUUGGACAAUUCACUGGAUGCAUCAGAAAUAGAACCUGCGUCACGGGCAGAAGGAUUUGGAGCCACAACAGGGGGAAGCAGCAAAUCUCCCACAACGAAAGAGCAGGAGCAGUCUGUGUCUGUCUCUUCUGACAGAGAAAGCGCUGUUCCUGUCAGGAGCCAGGAAGAGGAGAAAUGCCAUUCAGAAGCUAUAUUAACAUCAGAAAACUUAAAGCAAGAUUUAGUUAUCAUGGAGAGGAUUUUAAUGGAGAAUAUUUUUCAACCCAAACUCGCGGCUUAUCGGCAGAUUCCUGUCCUUAUAGAGCCUGACAUUACCUCGGACAGGGGUGAUACAGCAACAGCCACGGAAGAAGAUGAAGAGGAAGAGCAUGAUAAGGAAAAGAAGGAUGAGGGAAAAGAAGGAAAAGGAUUAAUUGACCCAUCAAUGACAAUAAAUAAAACCCCAGAAGAAGAUGCAGCUCCCAGGCUGGAACAGCUGUGGUCUUACACGUGUGAUUUAACCAGCGGCCACAGCGUGAGCAGCAUGGCCUGGAACAAAGUGAAUCCUGAUCUUUUAGCCAUUGGUUACGGAGAGUUUGAUUCUAAAGAUCAGAAGAAAGGCUUGGCUUGCUGUUGGUCACUGAAGAACCCCAUGUGGCCAGAGCGCAUUUUCCAGUGUGACCAUGGUGUUACUGCUGUGGAUUUUUCCCUGGCAAGUCCAAACCUUUUAGCAGUUGGAACAUCUAGUGGAUCUGUUGCAGUCUAUGAUGUGAGGAGCCGGAACAACGCCGCAUUCUUGGACAGCAGUGCAUCCUUAAAUAAACAUACAGGUGCUGUGUGGCAGCUGAGGUGGGUGGAACAGGACAGAGGUGCAACAGAAGGUGACAAAAAAGAGAGACUGAUGUGUAUCUCAGCAGAUGGGCGAGUAACUGAGUGGCUCAUCCAGCAAAGACUGGACUGCAUUGAUCUGAUGAAACUCAGGCGAACAGAAAGGGAGAAGAAGACAUUACCAGGUGAGAAAGAAAGGAAAAGUGAAGCUCCGAUAUCUCAACAGGCAGCUGGAAUGUGCUUUGACUUCCACCCAGAGGAUACGGAUAUUUAUCUUGCUGGAACAGAUGAGGGCCACAUCUACCAGUGCUCUUGCUCAGGCAAAGAGCAGAUUCUGGGAACAUACAGAGGCCAUAAAGGUCCUGUGUACAGAGUGGCCUGGAAUCCAUCCAGCACAGACAUGUUCCUAAGCUGCUCUGCAGACUGGAGCACCAUUUUAUGGCACCGGGACUCACAGACGCCCCUUUUAACUUUCAGUUCUGUCAAAGCUUUUGUUCAUGACAUCAUGUGGUCUCCAAAAUCAGCCUUCAUAUUUGCAGCAGUGAAGGAAAGCAGGGUAGAAAUCUGGGAUCUGAGUGUCAGCAUCUUCAACCCCGUGAUCUCCCACGCUGCCAACCCAGAAGCCAAUCUCACGUCCAUCCUCUUUGCCAAGAACACCAACUGCCUUCUGCUGGGAGACAGCCUUGGUGGAGUUGGGGUGUGGGAGCUGUUCAACUUGGAUGCUCCUGGCAGCAACGAGGUUGGUACCUUGCAUGACAUCGUUUGUCCAGUUGGAGCUGUUUAACAGUAACUGCUGCCCCUUCUCUGUUGGGAAACAGCAGGAAAGACACGAUGUAGUAUGAACAUUUAUUCCUUUGCAAUAAUUAAAGUUUCUCUUUGAAACCACA